CCAAAAAUAUGGCAGCACUAACCUGCAACCCGAUGGAGUUGAGUCCUUGCAUGAGUGCAAUCCUCUCAUCUGCACCCCCGUCGGCUUCAUGCUGCUCGAAGCUGAAGGAACAGCAACCAUGCUUCUGCCAGUAUGAGAAGAACCCCCAACUCAAGGGAUACAUGAACUCCAGCAACAGCAACAAGGUGGCUAAUUUCUGUGAAGUCCCAAUACCCAAGUGCUGAACUACAUACCGCUCCCCUUAGUUAUCUAAAGUUUUAGCAGAAGCGUAUCCUUGUAAUGGUUUUGUGUGAGGUCUGGACCGGUGUUAUGACGUGUCUUGCCUUUUUCUCUUUAUUUGCUUAAGGCUGGUGCUGUCUUUAUAUAUUAAUGAAGUAUUUUGUAUUUUAUGUGAAACGUUCAGUCUUUAUGGAGCCAGUAGGAGGAUUUCUUUGUUUUGUUUCGUCACCCUUUUGGUUCUGUAACUUAGUUCUAUAUGAGAUUUUGUGAA
Messenger RNA from Phalaenopsis equestris, 490 nucleotides. RefSeq names its product non-specific lipid-transfer protein 2-like. The transcript has a single exon. NCBI's taxonomy places the organism in Eukaryota, Viridiplantae, Streptophyta, Magnoliopsida, Asparagales, Orchidaceae. Bases 9 to 224 code for a protein of 71 amino acids. The record is from RefSeq and is a predicted model, not a curated record. Gene Ontology annotation, biological process: lipid transport.